UGCAAGAUCAGUUGUAUUAGAAUCAACAAAACUAACGAGACGUAUUUGAAUAUGGGAACUGAAAAUGUUAAAGUUAGUUCUCGUCCGUCUGAAAUUAGUAUUGCUAAAAUUGCUCAGGAUUUAAUAAAUGCAGAAGAAGACUCGGAUCAAUCGCAGGCGGAAAUAAACACACAACUGGCGGUCAAUGCUACGGGCUUCGGCAAAUUCAACUACAAAGUUACUAUUGUGAGUGGUUUGACGUGUAUGAACGCUGGAAUUGGAAUAAAUAUAUUAGGACUAAUUUUGCCAUCAGCAGCAUGCGAUUUCGAUAUGUCAACUGUCGACAAAGGUCGAUUGAACACGGGUUUUAUAUUUGCGGGCUUUGAUUGUCUUGCUUCGCUGAUACCCAAUUACUGGGGUGUAUUUGUCUGUAAAACAAUCGUUGGAUUUGCAUUAGGCGGACAAAUGGCAACUCUUUAUACUUACGUCGGUGAAUUCCAACCAGCGAUUUACAGAAAAAAAAUAUUAUCUACAAUGGAGAUACCUGUUGUUCUAGGAAUAAUUGUCGCUUCGCUCUUUGGUUGGAUAAUAGUUCCAAUUACUAUCGACGUUGACUUCGGCGGAUUUUUCUUCCAUUCGUGGAACCUAUUUGUGAUUGUUUGCUCAAUUCCAACUUGGAUCAUCGGAGUGUGCCUGUACUUCCUACCCGAAACACCAAAGUACUUGUCGGAAUUCGGAAUGGGAGAGGAAUUAUUCCGAGUGUUAUCAAAAAUUUACUUUGAGAACACCGGGAAAUCUCCAGACGAGUAUCUUAUUGAGCUCAACAAGUGCGGAAUAUCAUCAGUCUCUCAAUUAUUGAACAUGGAAGCUGAAGAGAAGUUGAAUGAAAGCAAGCUUACAAAGCUGACCAACAUGCUUUUCCAACAAACUGGAAUUCUUUUGAAGCCACCAUUUUUGGGACGUACACUGGUCGUCUGUACGAUAAUGUUCAGCAUUUUUUCAUCAAUGUACACGUUGAUGAUGUGGUUCCCGGAGUUGUUUGACAGAUUCGCAGCCUUUGAAACAGCUUUUCCAAAUGAACAUGCUUCUGUUUGUCACUGUCAUAAAGAAAUAAAUACCCAAGUUUAUGUUCAUACGUUGAUCUUGGGCGUAGCUUCAGUUCCAAUCGCAGUGCUUUUUCCAAUGUUUGUCAAUCGGAUUGGAUUUAAAAUUUCACUGGCCGUUGGUAUGGUAAUUUGCGCUGCUUCAACAGUUGGAUUAUUUUUUGUACGUUCUUCUUUAGAAAAUCUGGUGUUGUCUUCCUUGUUCGAAGCUCUUAUUUCAGUGUGUUCCACUGUUAUUUGCUGUGUUGUCGUUGAAAUAUUUCCAACUAAAUUAAGAGCGACGGCAGCGGCACUUGGUUCUCUAUCUGCGAGAAGCGGUGCUCUGAUUGGUAACACAGCAUUCAGCUAUCUUAUCGACCACUAUUGUGUAAUACUAAUUUCUUGUUUGACUGGUCAACUGAUAGUUGGCGGUAUAAUGUCAUUGUUUCUACCGAAUCAAAAAAAAGAACACACGCCGAAAAAAAAAAUUUCCGAGGUUAACUCUCAAGCGGCUCGACUUCCUGGCCGACGGAGGUGCAGACUUCGAACAUGCCAUCACCGUCACAGGUUUUGGCAAAUUCCACUACAUGCUGUUGACAAUUUGCGGUUUGAUUUACAUGGACACAGCAAUAGGAGUAACAAUAAUAUCAUUCGUUCUACCAGCAGCGCAAUGCGACCUUCAAAUGGAUUCGACAUCCAAAGGAUGGCUCACAGCCUCCCCCAUGUUCGGAAUGGUGAUAGGAUCAUACUUCUGGGGGUGCCUGGCUGAUACAAAAGGUCGAAAAAUAGUGUUGAUUGCAACGUUAAUGAUGGAUGGAAUUGUCGGAAUAAUUUCUUCUUUUGUUCAACACUUUUGGGCUUUUUUGAUCUUCAGAUUUUUCAACGGAUUUGCGAUAACUGGAGCAAUGGGAAUAUGCUUUCCUUACCUGGGAGAAUUCCAGCCUACAAAGUACCGAGAGAAAAUUUUAUGCUGGAUGGAAAUGUUUUGGACAAUCGGUGUCAUCGCACUGCCGUUGAUUGCUUGGUUAAUAGUCCCAUUAGACUUUAAUUACACAUCUGAUUCGUUUUACUUUAAAUCGUGGAAUCUCUUUGUUGCUUUGUGUGCAUUUCCCUCGCUGACACUCUCGCUCUGGCUGUUUGCCUUUCCUGAAAGCCCCAAAUUUCUUCUGGAAUGCGGCGAGACUGACAAAGCAUUAGAAGUAUUCAAAUGGAUUUAUUCCCAAAAUACUGGACAAGAUAUGGAGUCGUAUCCUGUAAAAUCAUUGCAAGAAAAAGCAACUUCUAAAGAUAUAAGCACAAGAACUUUGAGAUUACACAAGCAUAAAGAACUGAAAGUUCUUUGUUCAGAGGUUUGGGGGCUGACAAAAUCUCUAUGCAAGCCUCCUUAUUUGCGUAAUACUCUUCUGGCUUGUGCGAUACAAUUCGGACUUACGAGCAGUUAUUAUACACUUAUGGUGUGGUUUCCAGAGUUAUUUACGAGGUUUGAAGAAUUUGAAGCUGAACAUCCUGGAGAAACAACAUCAGUUUGUAUAGUUUCAUCGAUUCCACAAAAUACUACCGCUUCAUUUGAUGUUUAUGGCUGUGAAACGGUAAUAACGUCUGAUGUAUAUCUUCACACUGUCUAUAUCGGGCUUGCUUGCAUACCAGGAUCUAUUAUUCUUCCAAUUUUUAUUCAUAAAGUUGGUGCCAAGCUUUUCAUCAUCGUUUCAUUGAUAAUUUCUGGUGCUGUAACAAUUGGAUUUUACUACGUAGUUAAUUCGGACCAAAAUCUUGUUUUAUCAUGUUUAUUUGAAGCACUUACCUCUCUGGGAAUUUCUCUUGUCUACUGUGUUAUUGUAGAUAUGUUUCCAACUAAUUUAAGGGUAAUGGCAGCGGCAUUGUCUCUUACCAUGGGAAGAUUGGGAGCGCUUGUUGGUAAUUUAGUAUUCGGAUAUCUUAUUGAUCUUGCGUGCAUUGUACCAAUCGCACUCUUCGCGGCAUUUUUAUUCGUUUGUGGUUUUCUUGCAAUUUUAUUACCGCGUACUGGUAAAGAAACGUUGGAUUGA
Cotesia congregata is the source of this 3106-nucleotide messenger RNA. The record is from the annotation of a GenBank genome assembly. Lineage: Eukaryota; Metazoa; Arthropoda; Insecta; Hymenoptera; Braconidae.